AGUACGAAAGGAAGUACGUUAAUAACAUUAUAUUACGUAACCUAAUAUAAUUAUCUAAUUUAUAUUUUUAUAAUAUACAUAAUAAUUUUUCUGCUUAGGCUGUAUGUUAGUAAGAUUCAAACAAAUAUCUAGGACCUAGCCAAACAGUAAUAAUUGUAAUAUUUUGUAUAGUAGCUGGUGAUUGUAGGAAUAAGAGGAUAAGAAAACAGGUUUUCAAUAGAUUUUGAACUAUACAUUCGUCUUUAUUUAGUUUCAGGUUAAAGAAAUUAACAUUUUCAUGUUAUUAUUGACCACGAUGAAAUGGAAAUGUGGAUAAUUUCAAAAUAUGGGAGUGGUGAUAACUAUUGUGCUGGUUAAUAAUAUUAAUCCAAAUGUAAACGGUAACCUUAUAUUCCUACAAAAAUUUAUAUUUAAAGUAAUACUUUGUAAUGUAAACUCUAAAUGUAAUUGAAUUCGUCAACGUAAACAUCAAUAACACAUAAUGUAAAUUUUUUAUAAUAUAUAGUUGAAGGUAUAAAACGUGGAAUUUGUGUAUGUGUAUGUUUCUCUGUUGUAGGUAUGGUUUAUAUAACGACUUGAAUACCAUUUUAUUUUAAUGAUAAAAAUAGAUAUUAUUGAAAACCCUUAUAAUGUCUUUGAUAGACACAAAAAAAUUGAUUUUAAUUAAAUAUAUUACGUAAUAGAAGUAUGUUAAUAACAUCUCUUAUGGUAAGUAAAUAUAAGAUUUUUGUAAAUUGUUUAUAAUACAGAUUAUAAUCUUUUUUGACUAUGUGAUAUGUUUGUAAAAUUAAAAUAAAUAUCUAUAAACUAACUCAAAGAUAAAGAAUGUAUUAUUUUUUUAUAACGUAUAUUGUUCAUUUUGUUUUAAUUAUAGUGGAAGGUAUAAAACAUGGAUACGAUAGUGUUCUUCUGUUGCAGAUUAAUAACGUGAAAAUUAUGUAAGUAAUAUUCAAUUUAAUGGAAUGUAUUUUAUUAUAUCUUAAAAGUAAUUAGAUAGAGAAAUGCAUGUAUUAAUACGGUAUUUAUAUAUUCUAUUAAUUAGUACAUUUAAAAUAUUUUGUCUUAGGAAAAGAUAAGUAGUCUACUUACCCUAAACCAUUAUUUAAUAUUAUAAUUUUCAAUUAAAUAUUUUAUUAUCAUUUCUGUAAUGUGAAGGGGAGUGAAAUCAAACUUCUGGUUAAGAAUUUAAUUGACAAUUUAUAAAAUUGUUUGUAUACUGAGAGAGUAAUUAUGUAAAAAUUUUUCAAGUAAUCAUCAAGUUUUAAACAACGAAUUUUAACAAGAUACAAUUAAUUUUGUAAUACCUAUAUAUGAUGGUCCUCUUUAUUCUGUUAGGGAUAAAAUCUUGGAAGUCGUAUAAAUAAUAUUGAAUCGUUAAGGAUUGUAAAUGGGGAGUAUUAACAAAGAUGAAUGAAUUGAGAAACAUAUAACCAAAUUGUGCAAUAAAAAAAUACACUUAAACAUUUUUACCACAAUAACAUAAGAUAAGGUAAGAUAAAUAAUAUAUGUUACCAAAAAAUCCUUUUAGACUUUUAUUAGUAUAAAGUUAAUUUAUAUCUCCAUUAUAUAAGUCAAUAUAUUUGAUAUGAAUCUUUUUUACCUUUAAGGCAUGAUCAUGAGAUAUUAGUAUAUAAAGGUCUUUUUAGCUGUUUCAGGAUUACAGAAUAUUCUGGAAGGGUACGGUGGGGGCUAGGGGCCGUCUCUUGUCAAGAUCUGUGAGGAAGGAUUUUGGAAGUUAAUCGCAGAUGUCUCGUAUGAAGAAGAGGCAGCAGGAGGGAGGCUCUAUACUCUAUACCAUUCUUUCAGUCAAAGCAGAAACAGAAGCUGUCAUGACUCUACAGAGGAGCGGCCUUGAAUACAACUGCAAUGGGAAAAAUGAAAACCUCAAAACCUUAAGAAUAUUUCCGGUCGUUAUUGAAGAUGUUUCUAUCAAUAAAACCACUCUACAGUUCCGGUUUAUCAGACACUUAAAUCUCUGCCAGAGAUCUUUAGACUAUGUGUACCCAAGAAGAAAAAUCAUCGAAAUACAAACGACGUACUGGCACCGGGUGUUGAAGUCUCCGACAGGAAUAAACUGAAACCCUCAAAAUUACAUCGUUACAACUUCUG
Homalodisca vitripennis (glassy-winged sharpshooter) is the source of this 2109-nucleotide messenger RNA. RefSeq lists its product as uncharacterized. The record is from RefSeq and is a predicted model, not a curated record. The transcript is spliced from 2 exons. The coding region runs from base 1746 to 2078 and encodes 110 amino acids. Lineage: Eukaryota; Metazoa; Arthropoda; Insecta; Hemiptera; Cicadellidae.